AUGUCGCCCCUACACCUGAGCUUCUACUCAGCCUUCAUUCUUAGCGGACUGGGACUGGCCUUCCACCGAACCCACCUAGUAUCAGCCCUACUAUGCCUUGAAAGCAUGAUACUUUCAAUGUUUGUAGGCCUAACAAUAUGGUCUAUCGAGAGCCAAACCCCCUCAUUCGCCGCAGUACCAAUCAUCAUACUCACCUUCUCAGCAUGUGAGGCAGGCACCGGCCUAGCCAUCCUAGUAGCCUCUACACGCACCCACGGCUCCGACCACCUGCACAACCUAAACUUACUACAAUGCUAA
This is a messenger RNA of Anas platyrhynchos (mallard), 297 nucleotides long. Lineage: Eukaryota; Metazoa; Chordata; Aves; Anseriformes; Anatidae. The record is from the annotation of a RefSeq genome assembly.